AUGAUUGUGAUGACUGCGGCCAAUGAGGAACCACUUGGUCCAGCUCCUCAAUUCGACGUCGGGUUUUCGGAUUCUAUAAUCUUGAUAGUAUCAAUAAUAGGUUCCGUGAUUCUUGCCGUUACCGUUCAUUCAAUUGUCCUUACCAAACUAAAAUCGGCUGAAGAAAUAGAGGAUGAAGAGUUGACUUAUGAAGAUCAGCUUGUAAAUGCUGAUGUUUCGACGCUCAACCGAGCUCAGAGACGUGCUCGAGCUCGAGCGAUUAUGAAACAACAAAGAAGAAUAGCCCCGACAGGAACACCUACUGAUGACGAAAACAAUAGGAUAGAAGAUGAAAAUCCAAUCGAACCAAGCACAGCGCCUCAGCUCUCUCGAAAGGACAGACAAAAGGCUGCUAAGGCAGCAGAAAAGGAAGAGAGGAAGAUUCUCGAGGAUGAUCGCAGACAGCAACAAGAAGAAUCUCAAAAGAUCGCGCAGAGGGAAAAGCAAAAACGUCAGAAGAAAAUGAUGCAACAAGCAGAAGCAGAACGCAAAGCAAGACAGGAGCAGCGAAUAGCGGAUGAAAUGACCUCCUAUAAAGAAUGGAAAACAUUUCUUGGUACUCUGGAUGGUAAAGAAUCGCUUACAGUCAAGGAAUGGAUCCAAGAGUUGCGAUCCGAUAGAUAUGUUGACAUCGACAGCUUGGCAAAACGAUUUCAGGUGGACGAGGAAACUGUAAUCCAAAGAAUCCAAGAGCUGAUAAAUGAAUCACGGAUAGCUGGCAUUCACCAUGGCAAUCGUUUUAUUUUUUUGUCAAUGGAUGAAAUGGCACAGUUUGCAGAGAUUGUCAAAUCUCGGGAGAAGACGUCAGUGCAAGACUUGAGGGAGAUUGUGAAUACAAUAAUUGGAGACUAA
Cylindrotheca closterium is the source of this 891-nucleotide messenger RNA. The record is from the annotation of a GenBank genome assembly. NCBI's taxonomy places the organism in Eukaryota, Bacillariophyta, Bacillariophyceae, Bacillariales, Bacillariaceae.